Molecule: messenger RNA, 2893 nt
Organism: Rattus norvegicus (Norway rat)
Lineage: Eukaryota; Metazoa; Chordata; Mammalia; Rodentia; Muridae
Source: RefSeq, a predicted model, not a curated record
GUUUGAAGUAUGCACAGGUUUGUAGGAGAAGAGUUGAGAUUCUUGGAAGCCCUUAACGUCCUGGAGGCAGUCCAGUAUUAAUAGGUUACCAGCACCCUUUCAUGCCUGCCUGGCGCGGGUAGGUGGGGUUGUGCUCUGUGAGGGGAGGAGUGCUUGCGGUGCAGUCUCUCCUAAGCCCUGUUAGUAAAGUCUUCGUCACUAUCAUGCUUUCCCCUGCUUUGGCGGGCUGCUAUCUCCUCCAAAAUGUCCGAGAAAGCGAAUGCAGACGGCAUAGUAGCUGCCAAUGGUAAUGAGGACAGGACUGUAGGAACCUCCAUCCGGAGCCCAAGGUUCUGCCCGAUUCUGGUGCCCUAUUUCCUUAUUUGUGAAAACUGCUGUAAAUCUAUUUGAGGAUUUUUUUUUUAAGUUCUGGAUCUGUAGCCAGAAAAACGUAUAAGCUAAAAGUUGUGUUGUUCCAGGGUUUUUACAGAUUCCUUAAAGCUAGGUUGGUUAAAAGUGAAAUUCACUGGAUUAGGUGAGGCUUCCUCUGCCUCAUCCCAGACUUGUGAGGCAGACUCAUUUCUUUUUUUUUUUUUUUUGGUUCUUUUUUUUCGGAGCUGGGGACUGAACCCAGGGCCUUGCGCUUCCUAGGUAAGCGCUCUACCACUGAGCUAAAUCCCCAGCCCCCGGCAGACUCAUUUCUUAAAGGCCAUGGUUAAUAUUCUAUCCAGGACAGAGAGAGAAAGGAGCCCAACACUGGUGCACUCCUGUAAUCCCAACAUAGGCUGAACCUACAGAACACCUAUCCUGACAGCUGUUCUGACGUAUCCCAUGCUCAGGACCCUCAGCCUCUGGCUGCACUCCUCCCUCACCGGAAGCUAUGUCUCUGGCUCUUACUCCAUCGUUUUUGUCAACUGUCCCAAUGAGCAAAUUGCCAGAGACAUUGCCAGGACCAUCCUGGAUAAGAAAAUGGCUGCAUCUGUGAACAUCUUGCCUAAGAUCUCUACACUGUACUUUUGGAAAGGAGAAAUAGAAGAAGGCACUGAGGUCUCACUGCUAAUAAAGACAAAGACUUCCAAAGUCCCCUGGCUCUUCGCCUAUAUGAGGUUGACGCAUCCUUUUGAAGUCCCAGAGAUCUUCAGUAUCCCCAUGGACCAAGGAGAUACUCGCUAUUUAAAAUGGCUUGAGGAAGGCAUGAAGGCGAACUAAGGAGAGAGAGAAGCUUAUUGUGCAGGCUGCUUUUGUUCACUGUGCUCUGGGAAAAAGCCGGCCUCCUUCUGCCUCCCAUAGGGCGUUCCUAACAGCACCCAGGUUCUAGCUGACCUGUGCAUGCUGAAUGAAGGACGGAGAAUUUCAAGGCUGGAAGUGAAGGCCAAUCAGGCCUGCAAGAACCAAGUGGAACCUGUUCCUGAGUGCUGUGUGUUUGCAGGUGGCCUGAGGGUGUGUGGGUAAGGAUGAGGGACAGAGAGGAGGCAGCAGUGUUGGCGAGGUUUCUCAUCUUCUGACUCUGGCUGGACCAUAAAGUACCUAGGGUGUAAUUGUUCCUCUUUUUCUUGUGGGGACCAGUGACCUUGCUUAUCUAGGUGUGUGUGGGAGAGCCAUCUUCUAAAGCAAUUGGUGUGGGCUCUAUUCAAAAAUAGACCCUGGUAGGAUUCAGGGGUCAGCAGAAUUAAUUAUAGCUCCUGAAUCUGGUGAAGAGGUGAAGCUGGGAAAGGGGUGCUUGAGCUUGUACAGACUAGGGGGACAUUAGGGCUUCAACACAAGCUCCUGGGUUGGGAGUACAUCUUGACAUUUUUUUUUACUGAACUUUAUAAUAGACACAAAUAUCCUGGAGAUAUCGGUUCUGAGCCUGGGAACCUGCUGGCCAAUGUUUUUCAGACUUGCUGGACAGCAAGCGCUUCUGGGGUUGACAGAGGAACCCCCUGAACUUCUUGAGGAAUGUGGCCAUCACCCACAUCCCAAGUGAAGCUGUGAAAAGCUUGUAAAUCACUGUUGUGAUUUUCCCCAUUUUAUUCAUUAUCACUAAAAAAGUGCAUUUCAUGGAAUUCCAUAAGGGAGGCAUAUUGAACCACACAGUGUAGCCAUCCAUGGUUUUCCAUACCAUGCUGAGGUAUGAACUACACUAUCUUCUACAGUGGUCCCAGGCAUCUCUGGUGAAGAGAACAGGGGAGGUGGGGGAGGCUGAGCUCAAGUCUGUGAAAAGGGAGGGUUGGAACAAACUCCAUUCAUGAAUCUCACAAGCUAACUCCACAAUGGGGGGCAGACCACAGGUAGUUAGAGUUGGGAUACAGAAAGCUAUAGUAUCCUGGUCUCUUCUAUGGCAGUGUGUGUGUGUGUGUGUGUGUGUGUGUGUGUGUGUGUGUGUGUAGGGGUGGGCUGGCAAAUAGAACCACAUUUUAGUUCUAAUAGCUGCUGUGUGUCUCCCACCUUGAUGUCCCCAAAUACUAGGGUCUCCAAGGGCUCACCUGUGCAAAUCUGAUCAGGACUGUAGGUUAAGGUCCUUCCAAAGGGGCUGGAGAAUUCCACUGGUGGUUUUGAGGACUGAAGAGUAGAGAUGUCCUUGAUCUUAAAAUACCAGUCUCUGAGGUAUACAUCUUGAAAAUCCCACUUAAAAUGACCCCAGAUGGACCAUGUUGCUUUUCCUAUAAAGUCCGAUUUCUAGGUCUUCCUUUCAGAACCCUAUCCUUUCCAUCACUACAAGUGUCCCCACCCACCCCGCCCCGUGGCAGAUGGGUGACCCUACCCUGCACUGUCCCUGUGCUCAUGAACUCCCCUGUACCUUUGAAAAGCCUCUCUCCUGGGCCGGAGGUCAGAGGCCUGUCUGAAUCUGAUUGGUCUCUUGCCCAAGGCUUGGGAAUUACCUCCCAAGUUGACAUUUCAGUUUCAAGGAGUUAAAUAAACAAAGCUUUCUCUA